UGUCUUCAUAAAAACAUUUCCCAUUUUUAUCUCCCGUUUAGAUCUUUCUUUCUCUUAUUUGUAGCAAAUUUCAAUUUCGGUUACAUUAUAUCCGCAUCCCAUUAUUCCACAUUUAAGUACAAACGUGUCUUCCAUUUGGUCAAGUCCUUUUCUAAAGGGCUUCAACGUUGAUCAAUUGUUAAAGGGGGGAGAGAGAGAGAGAGGAUGCUAUUUUGAUCAGGGUCUUUUAAAUUCCGAUUCUUUUAGGAGUAUCUGGAAUUGGGUUUUGCAGAUUUUGGGUCAUCCUGAUAAUUUUGAAGCUGGGUAUUUGUUAGUGGGAAUCUGACCGCAAUGGAGAUUCUAGAGAUUGUAGAUGUUUAUUUGAUGGGGAUUUGACUUUGAAAGAUAGGAAUCUUUAUUUCUUUCUUAGAGUCAGAAGAAUUUAUAACUUUUUGUUUGUUUGGUUCCAUCUUGAAAAGCACGAGACAAUUUAUUAAUCCAUAAAACAGUCACAUCCUGAUUUUUUUUUCUUUUUUAAAGUAAUUGCAGGCAAGGUUCUUCUUCUGAUGUCAAAAUUAAAAAGGUGGCAAUCCAUUUAAGGAAAUGAAACAUUGACUGUUAGAACUUCUCUUAGAUGUAUUUUGGAAGGCUUCAUUGUUAUUGGUUUGGUCUAUUUCGCAAGAUUUGGAUGGUUUGAGGAUUAUGAUUUAGGAGAGGUUUUGUGGUGCACCGUUUUUUAGGCAUUUAGAACAGACAGAGAAGCUCAUCAAUGAGAUUUCUAAGCUUUGUGGGGAACUCCUUUGGAUGUUCCGCAUCUGGGGAACGCCUAGUUUCCGCAGCAAGAGAUGGAGAUCUUCAAGAAGCCAAGGCUUUAUUGGAAUACAAUCCAAGACUUGCAAGGUAUUCAACUUUUGGAGCUCGCAAUUCGCCUCUCCAUUACUCUGCUGCUCAGGGUCACCAUGAGAUAGUUUCGCUCUUGCUUGAGUCUGGAGUAGAUAUUAACCUCAGGAACUAUCGGGGUCAGACUGCUCUGAUGCAAGCUUGUCAAUAUGGACACUGGGAGGUUGUUCAAAUUUUGAUUCUUUUUGGGGCCAAUAUUCACAGAGCAGAUUAUCUUAAUGGGGGUACUGCACUCCACUUGGCUGCCUUGAAUGGUCAUUCCCGGUGCAUAAGGCUCCUUCUUGCAGAUUAUAUUCCUAGCAUUCCUGAUUGUUGGAAUAUAUUAACAAACAAAUCAAAAGAUAAAGAAUCUACUUCAGAUUUUGAUGAGAGUGCUCUUCGCGAGGUUAUCAAUAAACCUGCUGAUGGCGGUGUCACUGCUCUUCAUAUGGCAGCCUUGAAUGGACAUGUUGAAAGUGUUCAGCUGCUCCUGGAUUUGGGAGCUUCUGUUGCUGAGGUCACUGUAGAAGAUGGAACGACGAUUGAUCUAAUAGGUGCUGGGAGCACUGCUCUUCACUAUGCUGCUUGUGGUGGAAAUGCACAAUGUUGUCAGAUUUUGAUAGCCAGGGGUGCCAGUAUUACUACCACUACUGUAAAUGGGUGGAGUCCUUUAAUGGUUGCCCGUUCAUGGCGCAAAAGUUGGCUUGAGGAAAUCCUUAGCAGUCAGCCUGAAGGCCAGUCGCAAGCUCUUCCUUCACCCUUUCUGUCUCUUCCCCUUAUGAGCAUUAUUAGAAUUGCUAGAGAAUGUGGAUGGAGGACUGGUGAUUCCUUGUUCUCAUGCCAAGAUCCAUGUGCUGUAUGUCUGGACAGGCAGUGUACAGUAGCUGCAGAAGGUUGUGAUCAUGAGUUCUGCACACACUGUGCCUUAUACCUCUGUUCUACAAAUCACACAACAAAUGUAGCUAAAGGUCCAACUGGCUCAAUUGCCUGUCCUCUUUGUCGGCACGGAAUAGUAUCAUUUGUCAAGCUCCCUGGAGCAAAACCAAUAGUUAAGGCUGUUGCAAGAACAAGUUUGUCCCUGUCUUUCUGCACAUGUUCUAGUGAGAUGUUGGAGCCAACUUCAAUGACAACCCCGCUUUGCAAGCCUGUGGUCCAUUGCGCUCGCAUUUCUCCCCCUGGAUCUUCAUUCUGCAGCAUAAGUGGUCAGAGUUCCCUGUCGAUGAAAAUCCACUCUAGCCUUUGCAUUGGUGUUCCGAAUUCUAGUCCUUUAACUCGCUGCCCUGCCGACCAGAAUUUGCGCGGCUUAAGACGCUCGGCUACAGAGGGCAGAAGAUCAUGGUUCUCAACUCUUAAUCAAUGUGUAACUACAGGCAAUGGUUGCUGACAUUUUUUGUGCUUUUCUCCUCCGUUCUUUUCCUAUCUGAUAUGGUUGAUUGCCCCCUCUAAUUUUGCCCAUAAUUGUAAUUGAAAUUUCAUGUUUAUAAUGAUUCUUGGUUGUGUAAAGAGCUAGAAAA
Gossypium raimondii (Peruvian cotton) is the source of this 2372-nucleotide messenger RNA. RefSeq names its product E3 ubiquitin-protein ligase XBAT32. Lineage: Eukaryota; Viridiplantae; Streptophyta; Magnoliopsida; Malvales; Malvaceae. The record is from RefSeq and is a predicted model, not a curated record. The transcript is spliced from 10 exons. Bases 749 to 2242 code for a protein of 497 amino acids. Gene Ontology annotation, molecular function: protein binding.